AUGCUAAAAGUUUUGUACUUUAGAUGUAAUUCAAAUUUUCAGCAAGCUGCACUGUUUGUAGCAAUAUCGGCGUUGGCAUUAAGUGUCCUAAAUGGAUCGCUGAUGUAUUAUGGCAUCUAUUCGGUUAACUUCACUUUUGAUCUGAUACUGCUCUUCAUUAACACCGCAGCAGCAGCAGCUGUUUUCUAUGCGCUAUACUAUGAGAAAGCUUCUUAUAUAUUACCGUUUUUGAUUACUCAAAUUGCACAAUGCGCAUUAUUUUUUUCGUUAGCCCUCUGUACAGUAUAUUUCCUGCUCACUUACAAACGCCAGAAUCCUAGUCAACGUUUCGAUCAAAUAAUUAUGAUUAUCAGUAUUGCAAUUGGUAUUGGUAUAUCAUCUUGGGCAAUUUGGGUUGCUGCUAAAUGCUAUCAUUUUUUGCGGAAUCAAAGUGAAACUGCAACAGAUUCGUCCAGUAUCCAUCGUUCGCUAUGGAGGUGA
Messenger RNA from Enterobius vermicularis (human pinworm), 480 nucleotides. NCBI's taxonomy places the organism in Eukaryota, Metazoa, Nematoda, Chromadorea, Rhabditida, Oxyuridae. The record is from the annotation of a GenBank genome assembly.